UCAGCAGUAUAGUACGACAUCACCACGUGUUAGUAAAAUGACGCCUGAAUCAUGGUUAAAGAUAACUGUUCUUAUUCAGGAUGGAAGAAGAAAAGUUCAUUUUUUAUUAGAAAAUGGCAAGGAAAUGGUAGAAGAAUAUAACAUGGAUACAAAUGUAGUAGUACGAAGAAUAUGGAAAAAAAAAAAUAGUUUUGGUACAGAUCAGGGGUGGAUCGUAGAAAUUGGGGAUCCUGAACCUAAAGAAAAUAAUAUUGAAAAAGAGGGGAUACAAGAAAGUUCAAAUACUCCAUUUGUUACACAGAGAAUUACAAAAACAUCCCUGGAGUGGCGGAUUAGAAAUUUACCAUAUCCUAGUAAUGUAUACUCUAUUACUGCAGAGAAAGAUAAUACUAUAACUGUAUGUACUAGUAACAAUAAGUACUUCAAAAAGUUAAGGGCUCUAGAUCUCGAGCGAAUUGGGCUAAAGCCAGAGCAAGAACGGAUAUCAUUUAAGCAUCAGUAUAAUACUUUAAUUAUUACGUAUAAAAAGCCUCCUGAACUUCUUGAUGUGGAAAAAAAAAUAUUAUCCAAGAUUCUGCAGAUUAAAGCUACAGAAUCUCCAAAUCAAUGUCCAGUCAGUUAACAAAAAGUAUUACGAU
Cataglyphis hispanica is the source of this 638-nucleotide messenger RNA. RefSeq names its product protein DPCD-like. The record is from RefSeq and is a predicted model, not a curated record. NCBI's taxonomy places the organism in Eukaryota, Metazoa, Arthropoda, Insecta, Hymenoptera, Formicidae.